GGGAAUGGUAAAAUCAUAUGUGCAGUCUAUCCGGAAAAUACGACAAUGGCAUGGGUGGUACCGGCGAGAUAUAACCCGUACAGUAUGCCGAGAUCACUGGCCGACGACAGGCUUAAGGUAAGUUGGAAAAUAUGCAAAAUGUACGGAAUUAUUUGCAGAUGUUAUUGUAUCUUCUACAGUCGAUUGAUGGCAUUUUGGAUAUCAAUUUCUGUGUUGGUGUUGCUUUUGGUGUUGUUGAGUCAACCGAACGGCGGUCUGGGAGUGUUGAUUUUCUCGUUUGUUUGGAUCAUUCUUCUGCUGUUGGGAAUAUUUUGCGUUCUUAUCAUCCGAAAACAUAUGUUAAUUGGCUUACGUCAUUGUGUUCAAGCAGCGAAUAAACUGUUGAUCAAAAGCGAUAUGCUGGCUGGAGUGGAGGAUCGUGGACUGUUAUCAUGCCACAAAAUUGUGAUAUUUAUGUAUUUUCGAACGGCGCAAUGCAAACAAGACAUAGAGCGUUUGAUAAGACAAGAGAAUCUGAUAGCGCAGCCACAUCCGAUUGAGAUGAACGCCCGCGAGGUGAACGAUUUUGCAAUAAGACUGAUCUUGAAGUACAGUCAAAAUUUUGUGAAAGAAACCUCAAAGAAGCGUUUGCUAUUUCCAACAAGACCAGUUGAGGGAGUCUCUGAAUUCACACCGAAGCACUGCACGAAUUCGUAUUGUAUUUGUCAAUACGUUGAAAAGAGACACUUCAAGCGUAGUCCACGUGAAUGGUACGAGCGUUUAUUCUGGUAG
This is a messenger RNA of Anisakis simplex (herring worm), 771 nucleotides long. The record is from the annotation of a GenBank genome assembly. Lineage: Eukaryota; Metazoa; Nematoda; Chromadorea; Rhabditida; Anisakidae.